AUGAAUUUGGACUUUCCUCAAGAUCUCGCCCGUGAUUAUGAAAAAUUACUUCAACAUGGACGUAGUUCUGAUGUUAUUAUUCGUGCUGGUGAAGGACAAAACUUGAAGGAAUUUCGAGCACAUUCACUUAUAUUGAACGCACGUUCAAAUUAUUUUUGCGCCGCUUUUUCUGCUAACUGGGCUAAAAAAGAAGGUGAUUGCUUCGCUUCUAUGAUACCAAAUAUUUCUCCAAAUUUAUUUGAAAUUAUUAUAAGAUAUAUAUAUACUACUGAGAUUAUUUUAAAUAACUUGAGUGAUCUUGAGACUUUACGACUUUUGGUUGCUGCUGAUGAAUUACUUCUUCAAGAUUUUAUUGAUAGGCUGUUACCUUUCAUACAAGAAAAGUUAGAAGCAUUUAUGAAGAAUGAUUCAAUCAUCAUUCUGCAAUUUGUUUUUAAUUAUAAUGCCUAUAUCAUUCUUGAUUUUAUUCCUUUAAUUCGUUGGAAUAACAUUUCUUCUUCUGAAUUUUGGAAGAAAAAAUCUUUCUUUAAAAAUGUUUUAUCAAAAGAAUUAUAUCAAGAUAUAUUGUCUUAUUAUCUUGAUUCCACCACACCACCUGCAAAAACUGUAAUGUUAAAAUCAAGGACUAAACCCGUUAAGCAAGAUAUAAAAAAAUUUGAAGAAGCCUCAUACGUGGAUCUUGCUAAAAUUAAUGAAAAAUUACUUCAAGAUGAUCCAAAUUAUGAUGUAAUCAUUCGUGUUGGUGAUGAUCAAAAUUUGAAGGAAUUUCACGCUCAUUCCCUUAUUUUAAACACUCGUUCUCCUGACUUUUUUGAUGCUUCUUAUAAUACCAUUGAAAAAGAUGGAAAGUUUACAAUUUUUAAUUUUAAAAAUAUUUCCACAAAUACUUUUGAAACUAUUUUAAGGUAUUUAUAUACCGCUAAAAUUAUUUUGGAUGACUUAGAAAUCUUGAAACUUUUUGUGGCUGUAAAUGAAUUAAAUCUUAAAGAUUUGAUUGACAAAAUAAUCCUUUUUAUGCACCAAGAUCUCGAAAGUUUUAUGAAACAUGAUUCCGUUGAUGUAUUGAAAAUAGCCUUUCAAUAUGAUUCCUGUGAAUCAUUACAAUUUAGGAAAAAUAUUUCCUUUUUUGAAAACAUUUUAUCAUCUAAUUUAUAUAAUAAUAUUCUAAAUUAUCAUUUGGAUCCUAGUUCACUACCUAAAGAAAUUAUCAUUUUACCUCCAAGGUAUAAAUUAGAUCAUAUGCCUCAUAUUAAAUCUGAUCAAUUUAAUAUAAUCGCUAGUUGGAUUGAUAAAAAGGAUUUGGAAAAAGGUUCUCAAAGCUUCUUAUCUGGACUAUUUCAAUCAAAUAAUACAUCGGAGCGAUCAAUUUCAAAACUAAAGGAUACAUUAUUCUAUAAUUCUAAUAAUAAUCCUUACGAUUUUAUCCCUUUAUAUUGUUCAAAAAGAGGUGGUCCUACUGAAUUUCAUAAAUUAUGUGAUAAUACAGGUCCAACUGUGACAAUAGCAAAAUUACGUUUAAGUAAUUCGGAAUUAUGUUUAUUUGGUGGUUAUAAUAAUAUAAGUUGGAAACCUUAUUGUCGCAAAAAAAAUCCAUAUUAUUCAUUUUCAAAAUCAAAUAAAAAUUUUUUAUUUUUAUUUGAUAAUGAAAAUGACCUUAGUACUACAAAAAUUGCUCGUGUUAAAAGAAAUAAUUCUGCUGCUGGAUAUUGUUCAGGUUAUGGUCCAAUAUUUGGUUCAAAAAAUUAUUAUUAUUUUUUUGAUUCUAAACCAGUUUUAAAAAUAUGGUCGUCAAAAGGUAAUAGUAAAACUAAUUAUCCGGACUUUAAAAAUUUUUCAAAAUUACAAGCCGCUACUUCUUACACGGUCGAGGAUUAUGAUGUUUGGCAAGUAGUUAGAAAAAAAGUUUCUUGA
This is a messenger RNA of Cetraspora pellucida, 1911 nucleotides long. NCBI's taxonomy places the organism in Eukaryota, Fungi, Glomeromycota, Glomeromycetes, Diversisporales, Gigasporaceae. The record is from the annotation of a GenBank genome assembly.